GCGCCGCCUGGGAAAAUUCGUACAAAAAUGCAUAAACAAACAGGUUGCCGACGGCCGGCACAUACAAAGCUCCAAACAAUGGCGCAUCAAAGCUUGACUGCAAAUGGCAACAGCAGCCAGCAGCUGGUCAACAGAGUCCAAAGAGCAUGGGCCCGAAGCCUCACUGACCGAGCUCACCACCAGCUGUGGACCAUGGCCGUCGGUCUCGUCGAUGCUGCCGGCAGCGGCGGCGGCGAUGAUCGGCAGUACGGCGGGAGGAUCACCUUGUUCGUGGUGCUGUCCUGUGUCACGGCGGCCUUGGGCGGCGCCAUCUUCGGCUACGACCUCGGGACCUCAGGCGGCGUGUCAUCCAUGGGGCCGUUCCUCAGGGAGUUCUUCCCGGACGUGUACCGGCGGAUGCACGGCGACGUGCGCGUCAGCAACUACUGCAAGUUCGACAGCCAGCUGUUGACGCUCUUCACCUCGUCGCUGUACAUCGCCGGCCUGCUCACCGCGAUGCUCCUCUCGUCGUGGUUCACGGCCAGGCGCGGGCGCCGGCCGUCCAUGAUCGUCGGCGGGGUGGCGUUCCUCGCCGGCGCGGCGGUCAGCGGCGGCGCCGUGAACGUAUACAUGGCCAUCCUCGGCAGGGCGCUGCUCGGCGUCGGUCUUGGCUUCGCCAAUCAGGCAGUGCUUUUGUACCUGUCUGAAAUGGCCCCUGCACGAUUCCGAGGAGCAUUCAGCAACGGCUUCCAGCUCACCCUGUGUCUGGGAUCUCUCGCCGCGAACGUCAUCAACUACGGCGCCGACAAGCUCACCGGCGGCUGGGGCUGGAGGCUGUCGCUGGGCCUGGCCGGCGUCCCCGCCGCGUUCUUCACGCUGGGCGCCGUCUUCCUGCCGGAGACGCCCAACAGCCUCGUGCAGCAGGGCGCGGACCGCGGCAAGGUGCGAGCGCUGCUGCAGAGGAUCAGAGGCACCGACGCCGUCGACGCCGAACUCGACGACAUCGUCGCGGCGAGCGGCGCCGGCGGCGAUGGCCUCCGGCUGAUCCUCUCGCAGCCAAGGUACCGGCCGCAGCUCGCGAUCGCCGUGCUGAUGCCGGCGUUCACGCAGCUCACCGGGAUCAACGCCGUCGGGUUCUACGCGCCGGUGCUGCUCCGCACGGUCGGCAUGGGCGAGAGCCUGGCCCUGCUCUCGACGAUCAUCACGGUGGCGAUCUACACGGCGUCGACGGUGGUGUUCAUGUUCGCCAUCGACCGGUUCGGGCGGCGCACGCUGCUCAUCGCCGGCAGCCUCCAGAUGCUGGCCUCCGAGCUGCUGAUCGGCGCCAUCUUGGCGGUGGAGCUCGGCGACGAGGGCGGCAUGAGCCGGGGCUACGCGGCGGCGCUGUUCGUGCUCAUCGGCGUGUACGUGGCAGGCUACAGCUGGUCGUGGGGCCCCAUGACGUGGCUGGUGCCCACCGAGGUGUUCCCGCUGGAGAUCCGGUCGGCAGGCCAGAGCGUGACGGUGGCGUCCGGGUUCGUGUUCACCAUCUUCGUCGCGCAGGGGUUCCUCGCCAUGCUGUGCCGGAUGAGGGCGUGGCUCUUCUUCUUCUUCGCCGGCUGGAUCGUGGUGAUGACGGGCUUCGUGUACCUGUUCUUGCCGGAGACGAAGGGGAUGCCCAUCGAGCAGGUCGGCAAGGUGUGGAGGGAGCACUGGUUCUGGGGGAGGGUUGUGGGUGUGGAUGAAUCGCAGGCAAGCGACAAGCUGUGAAAAAAACUCUAGCUAGAUGAACAGUACAAACUCUGGGCUGUGCAAAUUCAUCUGGGUUGUAGAUCGGAGGGCCAGGAAAGAGCUAAUGCAUUCUGGUGUUCAUCUCACAUGAAGAAUUCAUUAAGCUCUUACAGAAACUGCAUGAGUUGUCCAACUAGCCACAAGAAUCUGCUGAUUGUAGUAUUCAAACUGGAUAUAUAGACAGAGAUAUCAUAAUGCAUCAUCAAA
Molecule: messenger RNA, 1956 nt
Organism: Panicum virgatum (switchgrass)
Lineage: Eukaryota; Viridiplantae; Streptophyta; Magnoliopsida; Poales; Poaceae
Product: hexose carrier protein HEX6-like
Exons: 3
Coding region: 28-1728 (566 amino acids)
Biological process (GO): monosaccharide transmembrane transport
Cellular component (GO): membrane
Molecular function (GO): monosaccharide transmembrane transporter activity
Source: RefSeq, a predicted model, not a curated record